Messenger RNA from Talaromyces marneffei, 1605 nucleotides. RefSeq lists its product as uncharacterized. Lineage: Eukaryota; Fungi; Ascomycota; Eurotiomycetes; Eurotiales; Trichocomaceae. Gene Ontology annotation, biological process: sterol metabolic process. Gene Ontology annotation, molecular function: oxidoreductase activity, acting on paired donors, with incorporation or reduction of molecular oxygen; monooxygenase activity; iron ion binding. The record is from RefSeq and is a predicted model, not a curated record. The transcript is spliced from 4 exons. The coding region runs from base 1 to 1605 and encodes 534 amino acids.
AUGGCCGAGUUCAAUGGGAGCUUUGCCUCCCUGAUGGCAGACGCCAGCGUCAGCGUCACGGCUCAACUUGCCAACCCCUUGGAUGCUGUGCACUCCUUUGUCAAUGGCCUCACCAUCUGGAGUGGCCUCCUCUACCUGCUUCUUGCAGCAAUUGUCUACGAUCAAGUGAAAUACAUCUAUCUCAAAGGCUCAAUCGUUGGUCCGUCUAUGAAAAUCCCUUUCAUGGGACCCUUCCUCGAAUCCGUUUUCCCCAAUUUCACCAAAUACAAGGCCAAGUGGAACAGUGGUGCCUUGAGCUGUGUAUCGGUUUUCCACAAGUUCGUUGUGAUUGCAUCCAGCCGCGAUCUCUCUCGCAAAAUCUUCAACUCACCCGCUUUUGUCAAACCCUGUGUCGUGGAUGCCGCCCACAAGCUUUUGGGCGCUGACAACUGGGUCUUCUUGGACGGCAAGGCCCAUGUCGAAUUCCGCAAAGGCUUGAAUGGCCUUUUCACCCGCCAUGCUCUUUCGUUAUACCUACCCGGUCAAGAUGAAGUCUACGACAGGUACUUCAAGCAUUGGGCCGAAGUUUCCCGCAAGAACGACUACAAGCCCGUUCAAUUCAUGCCCGAGUUCCGAGAGUUCAUGACUGCCAUUUCUUGCAAGACCUUUGUUGGAGACCACAUGGACGACGAAACCGUCAAGAAGAUCGCUGACGACUAUUUUUUGAUUACUGCCGCUCUCGAGCUUGUCAACUUUCCCAUCAUUAUUCCUUUCACCAAGACUUGGUACGGCAAGAAGGCAGCCGAUAUGGUCAUGGUGGAGUUCGCCAAAUGCGCUGCCAAGAGCAAGGCUUAUCUUGCUGCUGGUGGUGAAGUCACUUGUAUCAUGGAUGGCUGGAUCAAGCUUCAAAUGGAGUCUGCUAAAUAUCGCGAGAAGGUUGCCAUGGGUAUCCCCGUGGAUGACUCUGAGAAGCCGGCAUCCCUUCUUCGUGACUUUACCGACUACGAAAUCGCCCAGACUGUGUUCACUUUCCUGUUUGCUUCUCAAGAUGCUACUAGUGCGGCUUGCACCUGGUUGUUCCAGAUCAUGGCCGACCGUCCUGAGAUUCUAGACAAAGUCCGUGAGGAGAACUACAGAUUGCGCAAUGGUGAUCGCAACGCACCUUUGACUAUGGAUAUGCUAGAAAGCAUGACCUACACCCGUGCUGUUGUCAAGGAAUGUCUCCGUUACCGCCCACCUGUCAUCAUGGUCCCUUACAUGGCAAAGAAAGACUUCCCUAUUACGGAUACCUACACUGUGCCUAAGGGCUCUAUGAUCAUUCCAUCGGUCUACCCUUCCACUCACGACCCCGAGGCUUAUGAGGACCCCGACAGUUACAACCCUGACCGAUGGAUCACUGGUACCGCUGAAAGCCAAACAAAGAACUGGCUGGUUUUCGGAACCGGACCACACUACUGUCUCGGACAGGUAUACGCCACUCAUAACCUCAUGGGGUUGAUUGGUAAGGCUAGUAUGCACCUUGACUGGACACAUAAGGUCACUCCCCAAUCUGAGGAGAUUAAGGUCUUUGCUACUAUUUUCCCUCAGGAUGACUGCUAUCUCACAUUCACCCCGAGGGAAAAAUAA